Cyprinodon variegatus (sheepshead minnow) is the source of this 1495-nucleotide messenger RNA. Its product is annotated as S-arrestin-like. Gene Ontology annotation, cellular component: photoreceptor inner segment; photoreceptor outer segment. The transcript has 16 exons. Bases 149 to 1312 code for a protein of 387 amino acids. NCBI's taxonomy places the organism in Eukaryota, Metazoa, Chordata, Actinopteri, Cyprinodontiformes, Cyprinodontidae. Gene Ontology annotation, biological process: signal transduction; G protein-coupled receptor internalization. Gene Ontology annotation, molecular function: G protein-coupled receptor binding. The record is from RefSeq and is a predicted model, not a curated record.
UGUGCAGAGAUUAUUAAUACAUGUGAUCAGCUGCUGUACAGGCUUCUUCGUCACGGUCCUCCUCAUCUCGGUUUUCAGUUUCAGUCUUCCCUAUCACUGUUUUUUCACCCUCAUCUCUGCUACUUUAUAUUAAGACCCAUCAGUCAGGAUGAGUCCAAAACACAUUGUCUUCAAGAAGGUGUCGAGAGACAAGUCGGUGGCCGUCUACAUGGCUAAGAGAGACUUUGUGGACCACUGUGACUUUGUGGAUCCAGUCGAUGGCGUUAUCGUGAUAGACCCAGUGCAGCUGAAAGGAAAGAAGGUUUAUGUGAUGCUGUCCUGCACGUUUCGAUACGGUCGCCAGGAUAUGGAUGUGAUGGGAGUGGCCUUCAGAAGGGACCUCUUUGUGGUGACCCGGCAGGUCUACCCAGAGAUGCAAGACAAAGAGCAGUUGACCCAUACUAAGGUUCAGCAAAAGCUGCUGCACAAGUUGGGUGACUACGCCUACCCUUUCUUCUUCGAGUUUCCAGACAACCUGCCGUGUUCUGUCAGUCUGCAACCCAGUCCAAAUGAUGUGGGAAAGAAAUGUGCAGUGGAGUUUGAGGUGAAAGCAUUCUGUGGAGAGAAUCAGGAUGAGAAGAUUGACAAACAGAGCUCAGUUCGACUCACCAUCCGAAAGAUCCAGUUUAGUCCACAGAUCAGUGAAGUGGCUCCAUUCGCAGACAUGACCUUCGAGUUCCUGAUGUCUGAAAAACCUCUACAUGUCAAGCUCAGCCUUCCAAAAGAGACGUUUUAUCAUGGAGAGCCAGUCAAAGCAUGUGUUGAAAUCACUAACUCAUCCAGCAGGAACAUAAAAGACAUCAGUUUGUCAGUUGAGCAGGUGACCAAUGUGCUGCUUUACUCCAAUGACAAAUAUGUCAAAUCUGUGGCCAAAGAAGAGACUGAUGAUUCGGUUCCCUCUGGUACAACAUUGAAGAAGGAAUACAAUCUGUACCCCAUGCUGGCAAACAAUAAGGACCGCAGAGGAAUCGCUCUGGAUGGACGACUUAAACAUGAAGACACCAACCUGGCUUCAUCCAGCAUUGUGAAGCAGGAAGUACUGAAGGAAGUCCAGGGGAUGUUGAUCUCCUACAAGGUGGUACUGAAGAUGAUAGCAUCCGGGGCGGUGGGAUCCAGUGAGGUCUCUGUGGAGGUUCCAUUCAAACUGAUGAAUCCAAAACCGGAACCAGCCAAGGAAAGUGAAUCUGGAGACAUGGUGUUUGAAGAAUUUAAAAGGGCCUACCUGAAGGGUGUGGUUUAUGGCGAUGACGAUGAGUCUCCAACUGAGGCCUGAGCCACGAAGAUGGCCGCCAACAUCGACAGUUCAGAUCUUCACAUACAAGGAGACAUCAGAUGAACUGCACAUCAUAACUAUGAAACAUAUUUGGUGUGGAAUUCUUACAAAUAAAAUCUGUAGUUGCUUACCUCUGACAUUUCUUGGUUAAAGUUUUCUAGUUAUAGUUUUAUUUUAGGAAGU